AUGUCUCAUGGAGCAACCAACGCUCCCAACCGAGCCCACACAGAUGCCGCCGCGCCAGGCCCGAGUGGCGGGUAUCCUGUGGCAGACUCGAAUGGCUCAGAUUCGACGGUGCGCAGCAAGAAGACGGUGGGAUUCAUAGGUUUCGGAGAAACAGCCGGGGCCGUCCUGAAAGCCUUCGUACCCGUUGCCAACAGGGUCAUCAACGACAGACGGACGUGGGCCACGACGGUAUGCCUGGCACGCGAGCAGUCCGCGACGACCUCCAGCUCCGGUCCGCCGUCGCCGAUUCGGGGUGAUCACUGGCCCACAUCGAUCGAGCCACCCGACAGUCUCAAUUUUGCGUGCGAGGAAACCCUCCAGGUCGCACUGCAAUCCGACCUGAUCAUCCUGGAUUGCGCUACUGAGAAUGUUCUGCCCACUCUCCGCGGGCGGGGGAUGGCGAUCGCGUUGACGGGCAAGGUUGUCGUCAGCCUGGUGCCCGGGGUCACCAUAGCCGAGAUGUACGAUGCCUUGUACGCGGGCGAAAAUUCGCCGGCCCCACUCGAGGACUCGGAACAGUGCUUCAUCACGCGCGCGAGGCCGAUCUUCGCCCCCACUGACGGGGACCACGGUGCCGAUUCAGCUACGGUAACGUUGCUCGUGCCGCCCACGGACAGAGUGCCGAGGCCGCGGGAGUCACAGAUCCAGCUGGCGGACGUGUUCUUCUCCGGCUUCGGAACGAUACGCAAGGUCGAGGAGUCCCAGAUUGAUGUUCAGUUUUAGGCU
Diaporthe batatas is the source of this 765-nucleotide messenger RNA. RefSeq lists its product as uncharacterized. NCBI's taxonomy places the organism in Eukaryota, Fungi, Ascomycota, Sordariomycetes, Diaporthales, Diaporthaceae. The transcript has 2 exons. The record is from RefSeq and is a predicted model, not a curated record. The coding region runs from base 1 to 762 and encodes 253 amino acids.